GAAGAGGAGCGGUGCAUCCGGAACGCUUGCGCGUUCAAUACCAAGGCUUGUAGCGACUGGAAGGGAUAGCGGAGUAACCGGGAGAAGAGCGGUGGACGUUUGGUAAAUGAUUUGAACGAACAGGAAGAGGGUUCUGAUCGAUAGAUCGAUCCGGUUCCAAUCAGCUAGCCGAUGAGCAGCUUCUCUUCCUUCUCCUCCUCCUCAUCCUCUUCGAUCCGAUCAAUCGGGGAAAAUAGUUGAAGAUGAACGAGAACGCUUGGAAACAUAGGAGAGUCCCGGUUCCUAAAAGGACUAUAGAGCUUGUAGCACUGGUUGCGAUAUCCAGCACGCUGUUCCUCUUUAUCCACACUCGGGAAUUGCAUUCGAGAUUGAGGAAGAUGGAAGUACGCCUGCAACCCGAUGAGAUCUUCACCGGGGAUCAACAACUAUCUUCCGAGACCGUGCAAACCGAAUCAGGUACCAUCGGGGUGCAUCUCCAACCCAGGCCACGGGCCAAUGCCAAGUACGGAGAAGCGGAGGCGUUGGACGUGGAUGCGUUGAACAACACGAAAAGAGCCGAUCGGAAGGUGUUGUUUUUCAAUCGAGUUCCAAAGGUCGGCUCGCAAACGUUCAUGGAACUCCUCAGAAGACUGUCAUUGAGGAACGGUUUCUCGUUUAACAGAGACAGGGUUCAAAGGGUCGAAACCAUACGGCUGGCCCCUAUAGAACAGUUGCAACUAGCCAGGAUGGUCAGCAGCUACUCGGAGCCCUCGGUCUACAUAAAACACGUUUGCUUCACAAAUUUCUCCGAAUUCAACUUGCCUCGGCCGAUUUACAUAAACGUGGUACGCGAUCCGGUGGAGAGGGUGAUCUCCUGGUAUUACUACGUACGAGCACCUUGGUACUACGUAGAGAGGAAGCAGAUAUUCCCGGAUCUACCCUUGCCGGAUCCGAAUUGGCUGAAGAAGGACUUCGAAUCUUGCGUGUUGAAGGGGGAUCGCGAGUGCAGGUAUCUCGAGGGUGAAAUUCACGAAGGGAUCGGGGAUCAUCGGAGACAGACCCUCUUCUUCUGUGGCCACAGCGAAAAAUGCACACCUUUCAACACUGUGGGGGCUUUGGAGAGAGCUAAGAUGGCAGUGGAGAAGGACUACGCGGUGGUCGGGGUUCUCGAAGACCUUAAUACUACGCUGACGGUGUUGGAAAAUUAUAUACCGGAAUUCUUCAGAGGAGCAACUGAAGUCUACUAUGACGAGUCGAACGCGUUCACGAGGAUAAACAGGAAUCUGUUCAAACCGUCGGUAAGCGAGGAGGUGAAGGACUUGGUGAGAAGCAACUUCACGAGGGAGAUUGAGUUUUACCAAUUCUGCAGACAGCGUUUGUACAAACAGUCGAAGGCCUUAAAACAGCGGCGGCCCACGUUGGUCAGCGAUAGCUUAUAACGAAUCGUAUUUAUUUAACUGUGAGAACUCUCGAUAUAAAACGAUCUGCGUACGUGAUAAUCGAGACGAACGACGUUGUAUCGUGUAUAGAAAAUUUCGACGGAGCGUGACUACUCGCUCGGGUAAAUUAUUUUGUUAUAUAGAAACGUAAUAGCGAAACGUUCGAGCUUUUAUUCUUACCAAUGUGAUAAUUUAAUAUUAAUUCGAGUUAACCGUUAGAUUGUUAACAAUCUUAGUCCCGUUCUCGACUGUCCCUUCGAUUUGUUGUUAAUUACGUUAAAGUAGAUUGAGAUUGUACGAGCCGUAUAUCUCUGUGAGAAAAUUUUAACGAACCUGAUAAAAUGCUACGUGCAAGGUUUGAUGUGAUGAACUUUUACGAAAAAUUAUAUUUACAGAGUAGUAACGUUCGUAAAAUUUUUUCGACGUUUCUCUUGUAAGUCGCGAGGCGUUUCUUAUUCAGUUUACAAACUGUAAGUCGAACCACAAUCAAAUUGAAAAUAUGGAGCAGGUACUUAACAGUUUAUUAAUCAAGUGCAACGAGACGACGCACAGGGUAUCGCUUUUUACUGUUUUUAUGUUUUCUCUCCUUUGUAAUAAACAGCUGCCAUUUUCAAA
Ceratina calcarata is the source of this 2033-nucleotide messenger RNA. It is a transcript of the gene pip, whose product is annotated as heparan sulfate 2-O-sulfotransferase pipe. The transcript is spliced from 9 exons. Lineage: Eukaryota; Metazoa; Arthropoda; Insecta; Hymenoptera; Apidae. The record is from RefSeq and is a predicted model, not a curated record. Gene Ontology annotation, cellular component: membrane. The coding region runs from base 243 to 1418 and encodes 391 amino acids. Gene Ontology annotation, molecular function: sulfotransferase activity.